Messenger RNA from Argentina anserina (silverweed cinquefoil), 2527 nucleotides. RefSeq lists its product as uncharacterized. Lineage: Eukaryota; Viridiplantae; Streptophyta; Magnoliopsida; Rosales; Rosaceae. Bases 88 to 2196 code for a protein of 702 amino acids. The record is from RefSeq and is a predicted model, not a curated record. The transcript is spliced from 9 exons.
AUAAAAUUCGAUUCCCACCCAAACAAAAAGAAGAAAGGAACCACCGUGAGUCUCGUCUCUGUAAUCUGAAACUGCAAGAGAGCACUCAUGGGUGGUGGUAAAGCCAGUCCUCCUGGUAGUGUUGCAGGGGAUGAAGACUCCUCACUGGACCAGGACUCUUCCCAGCUUUCUUUUCCUCUUCUCAGGAGUGAAUUGAGCAUGGAGGAUGAAGAUGGUGCUGUGGAUAAAGAUAGUCGGAGUGGUUCGGUGUUUAGGGACUAUAGCAGACUGCGUGAUUGGGAGGCCAAAGAGAGGAUGAGGGAAACUGUUUAUAGGAAGAUUAUGCAGAGUGGUGAGUUAUCGUCGGUUCAAGGCAAACAUUUGAAAGAGGCCAAGGACAAAAUACUGAGCUACACCCCUGGGGCAUGGAUUGAGGCUACAGGUGGCAUGAAAAGGAGGGACUAUGAUGUGCCAAAGACGACAACACUAUUGUUGGUUGGUCCAAAGGGAUCCGGGAAGAGUAGUCUUAUAAACAGAAUAUCAAAGAUGCUUGAAGAUGACAAGUUUGCAUCAGAAAGAGCACAAGUCUCAUACAAUUUAUCUGUUGGAGAUGGAACCCUUUUCCUCCGGGAAUAUAUGAUGCCGAGAGAUUCAACUUCAUUUUGCAUCUAUGAUACUCGUAGUCUGUCAAGUGAUUUAGCAGAAAACAUAGGAAUGCUGAGACAUUGGAUGGUGGAUGGUGUUCGUCAUGGGGAGCUUGCUAUUAGGGAUUCAGACAGUCAAAGUUGGAGGACUGCCAUGAUACACGAAGCUCAUGAAAAGGAUCAUCUUUCUAGUGCGGUCAGGAAGGUUAACUUUGUCAUAUUUGUUGUUAAUGGCCUUUCAGUUCUGAAAUCACUGGAAAGUGAUGAAGAUGCUGAGAUUCAAUACUCUCAUCAGGGGAUUGCUUCCGUGUUCAACUGCCGAUUCCUGGCAUUUAAAGAUGAUAAACCUGCUGUUGUUAUUACUCAUGGUGAUCUACUUUCACAUGAUGAACGGGCUCGUGUUCGUGUUCAUUUGGGAGAACUAUUGGGUAUUCCACCCACAACUCAAAUAUUUGACAUCCCAGCAGAAAGCAGUGAUCCAGUAACUGACUCCACAACAAUUGACAUGUUGCGCUAUUCACUUGAGCAUGCAGAGAAAAAUUUUACUCAGAAGAAAAAGGUUUUUACUAUAUCACUGUUGCCAUGUAUGCUCCUGUUAAUGCUUCUUGGAACUGUCAUCAAUUUAUGGUGUAUGUAUCAUCAUGCACACAUUCAGCAGUUUCCUUCGACCCAAUCAGGUAUCGAGCACUGUCAGUGUCCCCAAGCACAUUUUCAACACUGUCAUUAUCCUCAUGCUUAUUUACAGCAUGACCAAGGCCCUUUUUCUGGAGAACAUAAUCAGAAAGAACAUUUGCGUGAAGAGCACAUUGAGCAAGACAAUUUGCCUGAAGAACACAUUCAGGAAGACCUUUUUCCCCAAGAACAGGUUCGACAAUACACUUUUCCACUAGAGCAGGUUCAGCAAGACGUGUAUCCCCAAGGACAGGUUCGGCAGGACUCUUUACCCCUAGAACAGGUUGAGCAGGACACUUUGCCCCAAGAGCAGGUUCAGCAAGUCUCUUUGCCCCAAGACCAUGUUCAGCAAGAUCUUUUGCUCCAACACCAUGAUCAGCAUGAUCCUUUGCCCCAAAUGCACAUUGUUCAGCAUGAUUGUAGCCCUUCAAGCGAAAUGCUUACUCAGCAUGGGCCUUCAACCUCGUUGACCUCUUCAACUUCCUUGCCCCUUACGGCUCAUUCACCUCCUUCAGUCCCUUCUGGUCAUAAGGACGGCGGCUCUUUGCCCCAGGAAAGUAUUCAGGACGGCGGCUCGAUGCCCCAAGAAAGUAUUCAGGAUGCCUCAGUGCCCUCUUCUCCCCAAGAACCUGGUCAUCAUGACACUCCACCCUCUAUUCCCCUGCAAACUCCUCUUCAUUAUGGUCCUUUGCCUCGAGUGCAAGCAGAACUUGAGAAAAUUAAAACCAAAGCUGAGAAAUUUAGGACAAAACUUGAUUGGAGUAAAAUCCGUCAUUUGUAUCUAGAUGAAGAUUCUAAGAUACAUGUUGAUUGGAAGAAGAUUCGAGGUUUGUAUCUAGAUGAAGAUUCCAAGAUGCGGAUAGAUUGGAAUAAGAUUCGAGGUUUGUAUCUUGAUGACUGAGACAUCACUGAUGGCUGCAUCCAGUUUGACUAGAGCGCCCAUGUUUGGUUGUUUUGCAUAUUGUAGCCCAGAAGCAAACUUGCUAGAUGAUAUGAUAUAUAUCAACUUUAGUCGUGCGCUGUUUAUCUUUUGAUAACCAAGUUGUAUACAUAUUCGCACUGCCUUCGUCUUACUGGGUUCUUGUUCCUUGUAUAUUUUGGUACAAAUAUAGCACUCGUGGCAAACACUGCCUGAUCUUAGUAAGUAAGUUUUUUGGUCCUUCAUAGCAGUUGUGGCGUUACAAUUUGACUAUAAUUUAAGAUGUAAUAGGAGAUUCUCUUUUUUAAACUUA